Sciurus carolinensis (gray squirrel) is the source of this 831-nucleotide messenger RNA. Its product is annotated as vesicle-associated membrane protein-associated protein A-like. Gene Ontology annotation, biological process: neuron projection development. Lineage: Eukaryota; Metazoa; Chordata; Mammalia; Rodentia; Sciuridae. Gene Ontology annotation, cellular component: endoplasmic reticulum membrane; plasma membrane. The record is from RefSeq and is a predicted model, not a curated record. The transcript has 4 exons. Gene Ontology annotation, molecular function: FFAT motif binding. The coding region runs from base 1 to 831 and encodes 276 amino acids.
AUGGGCUCAUGCAAGCAGAUCCCAGUCCUCGACCCACCUACAGACCUCAAAUUCAAAGGAAUCUGUUUAAUAGGCCCCUUCACAGAUGUAGUCACUACAAACCUUAAACUGCAAAAUCCGUCAGACAGGAAGGUGUGUUUCAAAGUGAAGACUGCAGCACCUCGGCAGUGCUGUUUGCGGCUCAAUAGUGGGAUCAUCGACCCAGGGUCCACCGUGACCUUUUCAGUGAUGCUGCAGCCCUUUGACUAUGAUCCCAAUGAAAAGAGUAAAUACAAGUGCAUCGUGCAGACGAUUUUUGCUCCACCAAACACUCCAGAUAAGGAAGCUGUGUGGAAAGAGGCACAACCCGAUGAAUUGCUGGAUUCUAAAUUGAGAUAUGUUUUUGAAAUGCCAAAUGAAAAUGGUAAAUUGAAUGAUAUGAAACCUAGCAAAGCUGCUUCACUGAAGGCAUCUAAGCAAGAUGGACCCAUGCCCAAACCCCACAGUGUUUCACUCAAUGAUACUGAAACAAGGAAACUCAUGGAAGAGUGUAAAAGACUUCAGGGAGAGAUGAUGAAGCUGUCAGAAGAAAAUCGACACCUGAGGGAUGAAGGCUUAAGGCUCAGGAAGGUAGCACACGUGGAUAAACCCAGAUCCUCCUCCAUUGCGUCCUUCAGAAGUAACUUCACCAGUCCUCUUCCUUCACUUCUUGUGAUUAUAGCCAUUUUCAUUGGAUUCUUUCUAGGGAAAUUAUCUUGUAAAGCAAAGCAUGUGGAGGCCCCAGACCUCGCCAAGAGCCUAGCUCAGAUUCGAGAGUACCCCACCUUCCUUGAUACCUUGGGUUGUGGAUAA